AUGAGCCCACGCUGGCUCUCGGAGGAUGGCUGCAUUCUGAUGCCAGACUCUGGCAAGAAUACUAAAAAGCUUCAUUGGGCUAUAAAAUUUGACACCAAACACAGAAAUUUUACUAAGUUUCUUUCUAGGGAGCGAGCACGGCCAGGCAUAGCCGUGGCCCAGCAGCUCCUCCGGGCCUACGAUGAGAUCUCUGAUGGCACCCAGUGUCACCACAAGACCUACAUCACCACUGCGCUCAUUUGGUGGCCUCGUUGGCACGAUAGGCUCAGCUUACAGCGUCUUCUCAACCCGGCAGAUUCCUACCUGGAAGCAGGGGCCCGGGCUGGCGGGUACACAUGCACAGCGGCUGCCGUCGGAGCUAGGUUUGGUCUCGCCGCCUGUGUCGGUGUCCAGGUCCGGGAGAAGCCAGAUGACCCCCUGAACUACUUCAUCAGAGUCCAGGUCCAGGAGAAGCCAGAUGACCCCCUGAACUGCUUCAUCGGAGUCCAGGUCCAGGAGAAGCCAGAUGACCCCCUGAACUACUUCAUCAGAGUCCAGGUCCAGGAGAAGCCAGAUGACCCCCUGAACUACUUCAUCAGAGUCCAGGUCCAGGAGAAGCCAGAUGACCCCCUGAACUGCUUCAUCGGAGUCCAGGUCCAGGAGAAGCCAGAUGACCCCCUGAACUGCUUCAUCGGAGUCCAGGUCCGGGAGAAGCCAGAUGACCCCCUGAACUGCUUCAUCGGAGUCCAGGUCCGGGAGAAGCCAGAUGACCCCCUGAACUGCUUCAUCGGAGGCUGUGGGGGCUUGACCUUGGGAGCACGUACUCACAGCUAUGGGACUGGAGCUGUUGGCUGCGCAUACAUGGGCACCUCAGGCAACCCUGUUCAAGAUCAGCAAGCUGGAAGGCUGGAAGGCUGGAAAUUCUUUGCCACCCCCAAGGUGUAAGCAGAACCCCUGUGGCAAAUAAAACACUGUGUGUCCCUUGGGGGAAAAAAGAAUUUCUUUCUA
Messenger RNA from Peromyscus leucopus (white-footed mouse), 987 nucleotides. RefSeq lists its product as uncharacterized. Lineage: Eukaryota; Metazoa; Chordata; Mammalia; Rodentia; Cricetidae. The record is from RefSeq and is a predicted model, not a curated record. Gene Ontology annotation, biological process: mitochondrial respiratory chain complex I assembly.